AACUUUUCGAAUACAUUAUGCGUCUUUAGUUCGUAGUUCGCACUGUUGACGUCUCUCCGUUCAGGUUUUCGGCCCUUAAGUCGCGAUUCCAGAAAUGCAACUUUUUAAUUAUUUUCUGUUGGACCAUUUACUUUAGUAGUUCAUGCUUUUCUGGAAUUUAAUAGUUCCGGAUCCGGACAGCGAUCUGAACGACAGCCAAGAGAUUCCGGAAUAUUUCUUGCGCGGCAAGAAACAGAGUGAAGCAUAUUUCGUAGCGGGUUAUAAAACGCCCCGAGUUUGCUGUUGUUUUAGUAUCUGUGAGAUUUAAUGGUUUAGUAUACCGAAAUAUUUUUGUGGCUCCUUUCCUUUUCUGGAACCGGGAAAGCGUGAGCAUUUGCUGUUUUUCCGUCGGAGUCUGUGGAUGAUUCGCAGGACUUUUGUGGUAAUUAAGGAUGAGCAGUAGAGAGCUUUCUAAGGGAUCCUAGUUGGUCGGUGUCCUUUGAUGAGAACUACUUGUCACUGAAGAACGUUGCCAAAGGGACUAAGUUCUGAGCUCCAGGCUUCUCCCCUCUGGUGCUAUAAAAGAGAUAGGUAGUUGAACUUUUGACAUCUAUUGAAUACAAUGGCAUGGUCAAGGCUUGCUGGGAACAGUUUGAGACAUUCACUUAAUACCAGUCUGACUGGAAGGGGCAGUGUUGUUGAUCGUGUGCUCUAUCAGAGUGCCUUCCAUAACCAAAUCUAUUCACUUCAUCAUUGCAACUCCUACAGUAGAAAUGUGAAUGAAAGAAGCCAAGUGAAUCUUUGGCUUAACAGCCUAAUUUCUGAAAAAAGUUUGAUCAAUCAGGAAAAAACUCAGAAAAGGGGAAUAAGUAUGUCACCAAAGUACCAGUUUCCUGUAGCAGAGAAAGCAAUAGACUAUGACAUUCAGAAGGAUUCCGAGCAAGAAGAUAAAAAGGCUGUUCAGAAAUUUCCUGGCUUGGGACCAACAAAGUCUGAUCAGAAGCCAAGGAUUGUAGUUCUUGGUUCAGGAUGGGGUGCCUGUCGGUUUCUGAAAGGAGUAGAUACUAAGAUAUAUGAUGUAGUUUGUAUAUCACCACGUAAUCACAUGGUCUUUACUCCUCUGCUUGCUUCCACUUGUGUUGGGACGCUUGAAUUUAGGUCAGUUGCUGAACCAGUUAACCGAAUACAAACUGCACUGGCAAAAGAACCUAAUUCCUAUUUCUUUCUGGCAAAGUGCACUGGUUUAGAUGCAGACAAGCAUGAAGUCUUCUGUGAAACAGUAAGCGGUAAUGAACUGCCUCAUGAACCAUACAAAUUUAGAGUUGCAUACGAUAAACUAGUAAUUGCUUCGGGAGCAGAGCCUUUGACUUUCAAUAUUGAUGGAGUAAAAGAACACGCGAUUUUUCUUCGUGAAGUGCAUCAUGCACAGGAAAUAAGAAGGAAGCUUCUCUCGAACUUGAUGCUUUCUGAAAAUCCUGGACUGUCUGAUGAGGAAAGGAAACGCCUCUUGCACUGUGUUGUCAUUGGUGGUGGUCCUACGGGGGUAGAGUUCAGUGGAGAACUGAGCGACUUCAUUAUGAAGGAUGUCCGCGAAAGAUACAGUCAUGUUAAAGACCACAUCCAUGUUACGCUCAUUGAGGCAAACGAGAUAUUAUCAUCUUUUGACGUGCGGUUGAGGCAAUAUGCAACCCGUCACUUGAGGAAGUCUGGCGUUCAACUUGUUCGUGGAGUGGUCAAAGAGGUGCAUCCAAAGAAGUUACUUCUUAGUGACGGCACUGAAGUUCCUUACGGACUGCUGGUCUGGUCCACAGGAGUGGGGCCAUCACCGUUUGUAAACUCUCUCAAUCUUCCAAAGUCUCCUCAAGGAAGGAUUGGCGUUGAUCAAUGGUUGCGAGUUCCUUCUGUUGAAGAUGUGUUUGCUCUUGGUGAUUGUGCUGGGUAUCUUGAGGAGACUGGAAAGCAAACUCUUCCAGCUUUGGCACAGGUUGCAGAGAGGGAGGGUAAAUAUCUUGUCGGCCUAUUUAACAUGAUUGGAAAGCAGAACGGGGGCAAAGCCUAUGCCGCCAAAGACAUUCCUCUUGGUGAUCCUUUUGUUUACAGGCACCUAGGUAGCAUGGCGUCUGUUGGGCGAUACAAGGCAUUGGUUGAUUUGCGCCAGAGCAAGGAUGGAAAGGGUAUGUCUUUUGCAGGGCUUAUCAGUUGGUUUAUCUGGCGGUCUGCUUACUUGACGCGAGUCGUGAGCUGGAGGAACAGGUUUUAUGUGGCUGUCAAUUGGGCCACCACCUUCGUCUUCGGUAGGGACAAUUCGAAGAUCUAGUAGCAGACUCGGGAGACGAUCGCCCUGAAGAUGAUAGCGCUGGCGCGUCUGUCUGGUCUGUUGACGCCCUUCUGAAAUGUUGUUCCUUUGCCUGGAGAUGAAAGGCAGCGUGUAUUCAUUUCUUCUACUUAAAAUUUUUGUAUUCUUUUGUUCUGCUGAGAUCCCUACUUGACUCUCAGUUUCUUAGACGCUCAUUCGCUGUACAAGCAAUGCUGCGGAAACAUCGCUGCAAUUUUGACC
Messenger RNA from Nymphaea colorata (pocket water lily), 2536 nucleotides. RefSeq names its product internal alternative NAD(P)H-ubiquinone oxidoreductase A1, mitochondrial-like. The transcript is spliced from 9 exons. NCBI's taxonomy places the organism in Eukaryota, Viridiplantae, Streptophyta, Magnoliopsida, Nymphaeales, Nymphaeaceae. The coding region runs from base 602 to 2296 and encodes 564 amino acids. Gene Ontology annotation, molecular function: NADH dehydrogenase activity. The record is from RefSeq and is a predicted model, not a curated record.